This is a messenger RNA of Phragmites australis (common reed), 1325 nucleotides long. Its product is annotated as brassinosteroid-responsive RING protein 1-like. Lineage: Eukaryota; Viridiplantae; Streptophyta; Magnoliopsida; Poales; Poaceae. Gene Ontology annotation, molecular function: ubiquitin protein ligase activity. Gene Ontology annotation, biological process: protein ubiquitination. Bases 260 to 769 code for a protein of 169 amino acids. The transcript has a single exon. The record is from RefSeq and is a predicted model, not a curated record.
UCUGUGCGCAUAGCACUGCAUUGCUCUUAUUAGGUAGCCCCCUCCAAACAUUGUUUGAUGCCCCCAAAAUAAACCCUUCUUCAGUCCUUCUCUCUUGUAUAUAUAGACCCCACACCUCCACUCCAUCACCCUCUUCUUCCUCCUCCAUUAUCCCCCCUCCCCUUCUCUCUCUAGCUCUUCUGUUCUCUGAUUCUCUCUCUAGCUCUUCUGUUCUCUGAUUCUCUCUCUGGAGAGGAAGUGAGGAAGAAGGAGACCGGCCAUGGGGUUCCCUUCGGUGUGCUACUGCGUGAUCCUGCCGCAGCCGCUCAUCCUGGUGCUGCAGCUGCUCGACCUCCUCCGGCACGCCGUCCUGCUCUGCCUCUCCUCGCUCGGCCUCGCGGCGCCGCCGGCCGCCGACGAGCACCCGGCCUACGCGGCCCCGCCGCCGGACCUGUGGGCGCUGCCGCCGUCCCUGCAGGCGGCCGCGGUGGCACCGGUCCCCGCGCCGGCGGCCAUCAAGGCCCGGCUACCCGCCGUCCGGUACGCCGACCUCCUCCGGACCCGGCGCGCGGUCGCUCCGGCGCCGGCCGUGUGCGCCGUGUGCCUGGGCGCGCUCGAGGCGCGGCACCGCGUCCGCGAGCUCGGCAACUGUGCGCACGCCUUCCACAAGGCGUGCAUCGACAAGUGGGUCGACAAGGGCCAGGCCACCUGCCCCCUCUGCCGCGCCCUCCUCCUCCCCGCCGAUGCUAACGCCGGCGAGCUCGCCUCCUCCUCGUCCUUCUCCUUCUGACCUCACGCUCCAAUAAUUAAUCAAGAAGCCAGCCAGCCGCCGCGGCUCGCUCGAGAGGCCAGGUCAGUAUAGCUAGCUCGCCCACUGCGACCCUGUCGUCCAUCCAUCCAUGGAUCCAAGCUUUCUUGGAGCAAAAAUGAAAUGGUGGGAGGAGGAGAGAGAAAUGGUGGAUGGUGUCAGUGUGCGGUGGUGGAUCCAGUAUUAUUGGUAAGUGAGGCACUAAUUAUGAGGAGGACAGGGAUGGCUACCUGCUUUGGAUCUGGUGCGUGAGUGAGCUGAGCCCUAUGCACACUCACACUCUCAUAGAUCCAUGCAUCCAACCAUCCAGAUGCUGCUGAUCUCUUCUCCACUCCAAUUCACUUUUUUUUUAAUUUCUUUUUUUUUCUUUGAGAGUUCUCCUUAUUAUUGUCAACUUAAUUAGUGAGGGAAUCAAGCAAGAGAGAGAUGUACAUAGCUGCCUCCACUUGACAGUAUUGGAAGAAUAAUGAUUGUCUCUCACAUCACCAGUUUAACUUGAUCUGAUAGUACUACAAUUUGACAUGAGCAUAUUAUUAUA